Messenger RNA from Diaporthe citri, 678 nucleotides. RefSeq lists its product as uncharacterized. The record is from RefSeq and is a predicted model, not a curated record. NCBI's taxonomy places the organism in Eukaryota, Fungi, Ascomycota, Sordariomycetes, Diaporthales, Diaporthaceae. The transcript has 4 exons. Bases 1 to 678 code for a protein of 225 amino acids.
AUGUUUGUCAUGCACAUUAUCCUCGCAGUCCUGGCUUAUUGCCCUAUCGUCGCCCUUGCGGCUCCCACCGCUUCAGCGAAAGCAGAGGGCGUGCAAUUCGCUCCGCCAAAGAACCUGGCCGACGAGAUCCCUCCAGCCAAGAAGCUGUACUCUGGCCCUUGGUCAAGCUUCCCGGCCAUGAACAAAUGGAUCGCCUUCGACACCAUGUUCAAUGCAAACACGCCGUCCAUGUUCGCCUCUGGGAGCACCCAGCAAGAUGUGGACCGCAUCCGCGUCGCCAUCACCAGCGUCGGCAAGACCUACGGCAUUGACCGUCGCGUGCUGCUCGGAAUGAUGAUGGAGGAGAGCCAUGGUGGUGUUGGCGCGGUGACAACAUUUGACGCGGACGGUGUGCCCACCGGCGGCCUAAUGCAGGCAAGCAGCUGCCAUGGCUAUGACGGCCAGAAGAACCUCGCUCAGGCCGAAAUCACCUACAUGGUCGACUGCGGCACCCAGCACUUCAAGCUCAACCUCGGAAACUGGGGGAACCAGAACUCGGAGCAGACAAUCUACCCGGCCAUGCGCGAGUACAACUCGGGCAGCGUAAUCGCCUCGGAUCUCAGCACUGCUCCGAACGGGGCCGGAAACCCGGCCUAUGUUAGCGACGUCGCGCAGCGGCUCGUGGGCUGGGUCAACUGA